UGGAACAAUUUGGCAAUAACAAACGACGAGUUMGAACUGCAUUUUCCACUUUUCUAGAGAUUUUAAGCGUACGAUAUUCAAUAUUUUAGGACAAAUAUGACUGACACAAUUACUGCAAUCAGACACAAUAAUUCAGGAGGAAAAACUCUGCUGGACAACUGGGUUGAAGAGCGCCAAACAGAGCAGUUUAAAGAUCCUGACGCAACUCAAUCUAAAUUACAGAAGUAUGGCCACAGGGGUAUUAUGACAACAGAGUUUGAUGCUAAAGCUGAAAAUCUAAGCACUGUCAGAGUUUCAUACCAAGAACCCAGACAACUAGGAAUAAGAACUACAGGGACAAAGGAAGAACAAAUGAGAGCCAAAUUCCUWGAGCAAGUAGCUGCCGAAGUUCAAGAAGAAUUAAAUCCACCUCCUCCUCAGGUGGAAUAUUUGUCAACAACCCAUAAGGAUUUUAACAAAGAAUUUGAGCCAAUAGUAAAYGAACCAACACGUAAACACAAUGCCAAUACUGAUCAACCAGCAACAUUCUGGUUAGAAAGAAACAAAGAAAUCCAUGGUGUUUCACAAGUCAAGUCAGAAGAUACACCAUUUCGCAAAAAUGCUUCCUUCAGCACUCCUAUUGGAGAGUACCUUGAUUCACCAAAACCAGGAGAGCAAUGGAAAUUCUAUUGUUUUCUAAAGCCAGAUCGAUACAUGUGUAGAGGUAGACUGGGCACUAGUCAAUCCAUGAUGGCGGACGGCGCUUCGAGCGAAGAUUGUGUCAAAGUGGAAGCCGACUUUGAACACCUUAAAACUAACAACUUUGACAAUUCAACAAUUCAAACUAACGGAGAACAUAAGAAGAUGGAGCGUGAGAGAGUUAAGAAAAAAGCUCCUGGAAAAGCUGUUAUUAUGACUGGUUCAACUACUAGUCCACCAACACAUCACGACGACAUGUCUGAUGCCAAGGAAUACGUUAUGCAAUACACAGAUAUUUUUGCAUCAGAAGGAGAUUCAGCCAUGUUUGAUGAUGAAGCUGGUGAAGUUCUCGAAAGCAGRGACACUGAAAUUGUUGGRCACAGUGAAGAGACUGCACAAUACGCWAAAGAUGCAGGCAAUGAUGAUAGUGAUGAUAGCCACUCCKAUGAUGGACCCCCACCGUUAGACAGCGAGGAUGAUUAUGAGUAUGAUGACAGUGAUCUUGGCUUUUCCCCUCCCCCCAUGGGGAGRGAUGGUAGCGAGGGGGAGAGGGCUCUGUCCUCAUUGCAAUCUUCUCCAGCUAAAAGUGUAUCAAGCAUUGGGAGAAGUAARGAGAAGUUGGACAUACAUAAUGACAAGGCAUCAAGACGWGAUAGCUAUGAUAGUGAUCAUGGAUUUCGCGAAGGACCACCGCCAUUGGACAGCGAAGAGGAGAAUGAUGCUCCUGUGGAAAAUGGUGUCAAWUCUCAUUCAGAUGAAGAAAAUGWACAYCAKGAYAACAAAGAUGAACUUAGUGAAGAAGAACAAGAGGUAGUAAAGGAUAACGACGACGAAUUUGAAGACGAUGAGCAUGCUGACUUGAUUCAAGACGAAACACGUGAUUCUAAUGCAGAUUCUAAUGACGAAAACGAUUCCUUAGCGAGUGAUGACCUUCCGGAAGAUGAACAAAGAAUGCUAAAUGCUCGUUCUCCUUCAGAAGACGACGAACAACAGGAGAUUUCUCCAGAAUCAAACGUUCAAUCCCCGGAACCUGAGGAUACKGAAGUUGAAGAAUCUCCACCUGAUGCUUCACCUUCAUUAUUGUCUGCCUCACCAGAACCAACACAAACUGCCCAWCAGGGRAACUUGAGUGAAUCAGAAGGGUCCGAAACGGAAGAGUCAUCUGAAGCAAUGAGAAAGUAUGARCCACCCGAUAUCGUCUCUGACCCCGAGGCCCCGUUACUCCUCGACAAACCACAAGAUGUUGAUAUCCCGCUAACACCUAAGAAAAAUAAAUCAUAUCUGAAAGAAAAAGGAAAUAAAGUAGAGAAAAGUGCACUUCUAAUAUCGGACAGCUCUGAGGAUGAACAACCACUGACSCAGGAACGGAGGCUCAACUUGAGUGAUAGCGAAUCUGAGACUAAUGAAAACGUGGAACCUGUCAAACAAGUUAAACCAGUUAGUAAGCCUGUUUCGAGAAAUUCAGACUUAAAACCCACUAGAACUGUUAAAAAUUCAACUUCUAGAAGAGAAGCUGCAACUCACGAUGUCAAGAAAAAGGCUCCGAGUAAGCAAACAGUCGAGAAUAAACCACUUAAACUCAAAGAGUCAAAAACUCGCGAUUCAAAAUCAUCGGCACUUAAAGAAACCAAUGAWGAUCUUCAUAAUACUAUUAAGGUUUCAAAAGGCACCCCAGUUGCCAAAGAAACUGACAGUCGUAGAAAGCAUGCCCCAGGACUGGCUGUAAAGGAUGAGAGACCGAAAACGACAAAAAAACRCUUGAAUCAGCAAGGGAAGCAAGCGCCUGGGRUAGCUGUCAAAGAAGAUACAACUAAGAUAAUAGAGAGAGACAUUAGAACAGGGAAAAUACGGGAAACGAAGAGUGAAGAUAAAAGGAUUAACACUAGUAAAGAUACAAGUAUGAAGAAACAGAGCAAAGAGACGCAAGCAAAACCAAAACCCACUYCAACUCAAAAUCGAAAAGAUGUAAAACAUGAAAAUGUCGUCCAAAAGAAAGAAAAAAGUCCUGUCGGUAAUGGAGAAGUUAAAAAGGUCAAACAAAGGCCUAAAAUAUUCAAAAGUAAAUACSUAGCAGUUGCUACCGAGGAUGAUUAUGAGGACGAAGAAGAGGAUAUCCCGGAGCAMAAACCUGAGAAGACUAGGACCGAAUCACGUGGGARACACAUCGGCAAAUCAAAACAUGAGCCUGAGAAAAAGGAUCGUCAUCAUGUUGUCAAGGGUAACGCACAUGAACAUCAAGUGAAGGGACAUAAACACGAACGAAGUAAACAUGUCUGGUUGUGRCGUGAUGACGAGAUUCAUAAACUUAUCGCUCAAAAGGCAUCYCUUUUGAAGGAYUAUGAGUCGGGCAGCCUCGCGGGAAGAAAUGUCUUUUCUGGUCAGAAAGGUCGUCAUCGUAGAGACGACGAAGACAACGCUCGAAGCACGCCAGACGUCGGAUUUGCGGGUAGUAGAUCUAAACCUCGAUCCACACGACCAGUCAGCGAAGUUUUUCCCGACAGGGAACCGUACACUUCACGAAAGCGUGAAAACCGGCGCUCGUUACAACAUCGGUACUCGGGUUCAUCGUCGGAAGAUGACGAUGAACGCACGAAUAAACAAGCAGGAAAUUUGAGAGCCGAGAAAUCUGCUUCUGGAGGRACUUUCUCCGUCGGUAUGGCGUCGAGAAACCUUACGAAACGAGACGCGGCGUCUGAUUCUGACCAUGAAGAAACAUGUGAAUAUUGUGCWGCUGAAAAGGCGGCACAGAAAGCUCAGGAGAGAGAUUUAGCAUGGGAAGGCCCACACCAUCCAAGAAACCUUCUCCUUGGAGURGUCUACACAGCAAAGUAUUUAGGAUCUUCACAAAUAAUGUCGCCUCAAUCUCCUGACCGGAACGUCCGUAUGCAGCAAGCACAGGAAGCAGUAGGACGAAUUAAGGUUCCUGAAGGUGAGGACCAGCCCACAACGGACGUCGAUUUAUUUAUAUCCACCGAGAGAAUAAAAGUUGUCAACUCGUCAAAUAAAGACAUUAUGAUGGACCACGCCCUCCGUACUGUAUCAUUUAUCGCAGACAUCGGUGAUGUUCUCGUACUAAUGGCUCGCCGACCACCCGGUAACAAUGAGAACGUACUGGAGACCAAGCCCUCGGCUUCACAGAUCCUCGCUAGUGUAGCUAAAGCAGAGACUGACCCUAAGAUGAUUAAAAUCACAUGUCACGUGUUUCAGGCACCGGAGGCGCAGAUAAUUGCUAAAAGUAUCGGCCAAGCGUUCAAUGUGGCAUACCAAGAGUUUCUACGUACGAAUGGAAUAUCAGAGGACAGUAUAGAAGAUGCCGAAUAUAACUGUGUCUUGGAAGCACAGAAGAUUUUAGGCGAGGAUUUGAGCCUUCUUUCAGAUGCUAGCAAGUCGAGAGAGGUUGUUGUCAAUAAGAAGCCAGGCGAGUCCCUCGGUGUUAUGAUUGUUGAGUCGGGCUGGGGGUCAAUGAUUCCAACGGCUAUCAUAGCUCACCUUGCUAAAGAAGGACCUGCGGCUAAAUCUGGACGCUUGAAUGUUGGUGACCAGAUURUAUCUGUCAAUAACACUAGUUUAGUUGGCUUACCAUUACCAGAAUGUCAAACUAUUAUCAAAAAUUCUCGUCCGGGAACUAAAGUUGUAAUGAAGGUGGUGUCUUGUCCACCAACUGUCCAGGUAGUCGUGAACKGACCAGAUACAAAGUACCAGUUAGGAUUCAGUGUCCAGAAUGGCAUGAUCUGUAGCUUGAUGCGAGGCAGUAUAGCAGAACGCGGUGGUGUUCGGGUUGGACAUCGAAUCAUUGAAAUAAACAAUGAAAGUGUUGUUGCUACUUCACAUCAACAUAUAGUUGAUCUCCUGGCGUCGACGACAGGCGAGAUUCGAAUGAAGACGAUGCCAGCGUCAAUGUACCGUCUUCUGGUCGGCUUGGAUACACCGCAGUAUAUUUAGGUCCUCGACUCAAUGAUACAAUGAUCCCCUUUCGACUCACACUGGUGAAAUACCUGAUACCGAGGCUCGUUGGGGAAGCGAUCUCUGUAGAUAUACCAACAGUGCCAAAGUUCGCUUUUAAAUAAAUUAGUGGGAGCACUAAAAUGCAGUGUUCAAUAGACUCCCAUUUGAAUUAUCAAGAGUGCUUACAAUAACAAGAAAUAACAAGAUACGCAUGCGUUGCUUUGAUGGAGCUAUGACAACACCUACGUCAAAAUCCGUAACUAUGGCAACAAUGAUGUCACAUUUAUCUCCAUGGCAGCACGAGGAAAAACUUAUUGAAGUCUGCWAGCAGGACAUCAACUGAAUCACUCACCAUGGCAACAGCUACGUCAGAUUUGUUACCAUGACAAUGUGAAGUUACCAUGGUGACACGUAAUUGUGAUGUUUUUACUCUAUUUUUAUGAUACGCUUGCUUUGUGUGCGUUGAGAUUGCCACCACAGGCGCUCUGUUUGUAUUUCCUAACAGCAUUAAUGGAAAUUUUACAGUAACUGAUCUCGACAAAAUAUUUUACUCUUCUUAAAUCCUUGAUAAUCAUUUCUGAAACACAAAGAGUAAUAGACAAUGAAGAAAAUCAAAGAAAGAUUUUCAGUUGUGGGAAAUAUUUGUACAUAAGUAAACCAUUAAGGCCGUGAAACAUUACUAGCCGAUACAAAAUAGCAUCAAUUAUAGUGGUUUACGUAAACCCGUCGUAAUGAUCAUGAAAKAAUAGAAAUGUGAUAGUGCUAUACAGAGUUUAUUUCUUAUAAACCGUGAAAAGACUCUGUAAAAACUGCACAAAAUUGCGCUUAUUAGAAGACAAACAAUUUGAACUAAUUUGCAUGCAAUUUUUUUUAGCAACCUGUAGUUGAAAGUAUUUUAUAGGAGUAAUGUUUCACGCUUUGUUUUUUUUUUAAAUUAUACCGAAAGAUUAUUUAUAAUAGGAUGAAAUAUAGUAUAUGUUGAAUAAAGAUGACCCGACAGGAUGAGAUUAUGAUAGUUUCGAGAAAUAACAUUAUUUUCGCCAUCUUGGAACUGCAGCCUYGCCUUGGGCCGCCAUUUUGUACAGUAAUGAUACGUUAACUAGUGGAUAUUUAGAAUUGUAACAGCCUUGAAUGGCCUUUAACCAGGUUUUUCUUGUUCAAAUAUGAGUCAAACUCUGAAUAACUUAAAUAAAACUAGUAUUUUAAUUUUAA
Messenger RNA from Exaiptasia diaphana, 5835 nucleotides. RefSeq names its product nucleolar protein dao-5. Gene Ontology annotation, biological process: chemical synaptic transmission. The coding region runs from base 97 to 4620 and encodes 1507 amino acids. NCBI's taxonomy places the organism in Eukaryota, Metazoa, Cnidaria, Anthozoa, Actiniaria, Aiptasiidae. Gene Ontology annotation, molecular function: protein binding. The record is from RefSeq and is a predicted model, not a curated record. Gene Ontology annotation, cellular component: plasma membrane; dendritic spine; cytoplasm. The transcript has 21 exons.